Messenger RNA from Centruroides sculpturatus (bark scorpion), 1057 nucleotides. RefSeq lists its product as uncharacterized. The transcript is spliced from 6 exons. Gene Ontology annotation, cellular component: membrane. Gene Ontology annotation, molecular function: ligand-gated monoatomic ion channel activity. Bases 151 to 999 code for a protein of 282 amino acids. The record is from RefSeq and is a predicted model, not a curated record. Lineage: Eukaryota; Metazoa; Arthropoda; Arachnida; Scorpiones; Buthidae.
UCAAGUGCAGCGAUUUCGUACCAAGGUUUUCAGUAUUCGGACGUUUCUCCUAUUUAUAAGUUUGACACGAUAAUUUUUGUAAUACAUCCAACAUAUAAACUAUCAUGGUACUCAAUACUCACUCCAUUUUCUAUACAGAUCUGGUUGGCAAUGUUGAUUACCACCAUUGUGUUUGGAUUCAUCUUGACUAAAUUAUUGAAAGAUAAUCAUGGAAAUUCGUGGACUCUGAAGAAAUCUUAUUGGUUUCUUUUCACUACAUUAACUGCUCAAGGUGUUAAUAUGAAGUAUGUAAAUCGAUCAGCAUCUAGAUUAGCAUUUGGAAUUUGGUUAUUGUGCACUGUUAUUUUAUUAUGGGGAUAUGGUGGAAUUUUGAAAUCUUUUAUGACUUCAAAAGCUAGAGAAUCGGUUCCAACCACUUUCCGAGAAUUGUUAUCAGCCGUUGAAAACGAGGAAUAUUCUUGUAUUUCAAUACUGGAUAUUUCCGCUAUUGAUAAUUUAAUGUUUUCUGACUUAGAAUAUAUUAAACGUUUGUACUCUGGUAAGUACAAAGCGUACUGGGAAACGAAUAUAAAUACUCUUACACCAUUGUUUGGAAAUUACAAGGAGAAGUUAGCAGUGGUUACUUAUUCAUUUAAUGAAAAAUACUUUAAGAAGUACUUUCCUUCUAAGUAUCUGAUUUCCAAAGAAAGUGUACACCCAAAUUACUACGCUUUUUUCAUGAGAAGAGGUUUCACACAUAAAAGAAAACUGAACAGAGUAUUACGGGCAUUAUACGAAAAUGGUAUUAUUGGCAAAGUGCUUGGAAGAGAAUUGGUAGAAGAAGGUCUUGCUCCUGUUGAAAACGUACAACCGUUGUCUUUGGAGGACUUUUUUGGUCCUAUUCCAGGUCACUCAGAGAUGAAGCUAGACCUUGGCCACUUUAAUCAUCUAGUCUAUGCAUCAGCUCUAAAACUAAUAUUUCAUUCUCGUCUCAAUACAAUAAUAUACUUAUGUAACUAAAAUUUAAAAUGUAAUUCAAAAGAUAAUGCAAUUAUUACUGAAAUUAUUGUAAUUAAUA